Closterium sp. NIES-65 is the source of this 465-nucleotide messenger RNA. NCBI's taxonomy places the organism in Eukaryota, Viridiplantae, Streptophyta, Zygnematophyceae, Desmidiales, Closteriaceae. The record is from the annotation of a GenBank genome assembly.
AUGCUCUGCGCCCUAUGCACUGCGCCCUAUGCUCUGCGCACUUUGCCCUGGUUUCUAUUCCCCUUCUCGCCAAACCUCCACCCGCCCCCGCCCUUUCCAACCCCUACCCCUCAUGGUUGUCCUCUUCCUCCCUUUCCCCCACCCGUUCUCUUCCUCCUGCAUGAGGCAGGGAGGGAGGGCAGGAAAAAGGAAUUUGAGGGGGGAGUGUUGUCCAUUGCUGCAUGUCUCAACCUCUCAUGUGUGUCUCACCCCUCCCCCUCUCCCCUCUCCCCUCCUCAUUCCUUUCUCUCUGACGGCCGAGCCCUUCCCCCGUUCCUCCUCUCCCCCUCUUUGCUCUCUGACAUGCUUCCCCUUUCCCUUCCCCCCUGCUUCCCUCUUCCCCCUCCUCUUCCCUAUCUCCCCUGUUUGACUAUUUUCUUGUCCCCCCUCCCCAUAUUCCCUCCCUCUCCCUGGCUAUUGCAGUGA